GGCGGGCUCAGAGCCACGCGGCGCGUCCGGGAGGUUACCUCUCCCGUAAUAGCAGCUACCUCCCUGGGCCGCGGACGGCCGCCUUUCGCACCCAGGGGCCUGGAUCGCCGCUCUCGGACCCAAGAGUCUGGGUCCCCUCUUCCUGGAGCUCCGUUUCCCGGCUCUCAGACCUAGGUGCCCCAGCUCUCGGUUUCCAGGACCCUGGUGCCCCGGGUGCCCGCCUCCCGGAUCUAAACGCCCUGGAUCUGCGCCACCAGGACUGAGCCUUCUGCAAACCUCUGCCACCUGGACCUAGGAGCCCAGGUCCUAGCCAGAGGAACUCUUGUAUUUCCAACAACCAGGGCCUCCCAGCUUUUGGGCCCCUGAAACUUUCCUUCCCAAUUUGGAAUAGCAGAGGAACUCCAGCGCCCAGCCUAGGGAGCCCAGACACUCCAGCUUCCAAGAGCCAAGGACCUGGGGCUGUGAACUCCUAGCUCUAAGAAAACCAUCCAACCCAAAGUUCCAGCCCGCAGGCGUUGUUACUCAACUCUCAGUCCUAAGGAACGUCGGCGACCUGGGAAGGAGCCCCAAGCUCUCCGAGCUUUUAGGCGUUAAGGAACCCCGGUUCUUCCCAUCAUGGUGGCUGAUCCUCCCAGGUGCGACCCCAAAGGGUUCGCGGCGACGGCGGAGCCCAUAGCUAACGGUGCCUCGACGUUGAUCUCUAUGGAGGAUCAAGACGCUGCGGCCGGCGGCUGCUGCCGUUCCUGGGACCAGGUGCGCCGCUGCCUUCGCGCCAACCUGCUGGUGCUGCUGACCGUGGUGGCCGUGGCGGCGGGCGUGGCGCUGGGGCUGGGGGUGUCAGAGGCCGGCGGCGCGCUAGCAUUGGGCCCCGCGCGCCUGGUGGCCUUCGCCUUCCCGGGCGAACUGCUGCUGCGCUUGCUGAGAAUGAUCAUCCUGCCACUGGUGGUUUGUAGUCUGGUUGGCGGUGCCGCCAGUCUGGACCCCAGCGCGCUUGGCCGCCUGGGCGCAUGGGCGCUGCUCUUUUUCCUGGGCACCACACUGCUCGCUUCGGCCCUCGGAGUGGGCUUGGCUCUGGCGCUGCAACCCGGCGCCGCCUUCGCCGCCAUCAACGCCUCUGUCGGGGCCCUGGGCACUGGCGAAGCGGCCCCCAGCAAGGAGGUGCUGGAUUCCUUCCUGGAUCUCGUGAGAAAUAUCUUCCCCUCCAACCUGGUGUCUGCAGCCUUCCGCUCAUACACCACCUCCUAUGAAAUGAGACGGAUCGCUGGAGACCAGAACGGAACACUGGUAAAGGUGCCCCUGGGGGGUGAGGUGGAAGGAAUGAACAUCCUGGGCCUGGUGGUGUUUGCCAUCGUCUUGGGUGUGGCCUUGCGGAAGCUGGGGCCUGAGGGGGAGCUACUUAUCAACUUCUUCAACUCCUUCAAUGAUGCCACCAUGGUGCUGGUCUCCUGGAUCAUGUGGUAUGCCCCUGUGGGCAUCUUGUUCCUGGUGGCCAGCAAGAUCGUGGAGAUGGAGGACGUGGGGAUACUCUUCGCCAGUCUGGGCAAAUACAUCUUGUGCUGCCUGCUGGGCCACACCAUCCACGGCCUCCUGGUGUUGCCCCUCAUCUACUUCCUGUUCACCCGCAAGAACCCCUACCAAUUCCUGUGGGGCAUCAUGACCCCGCUGGCCACUGCCUUCGGAACCUCUUCCAGCUCUGCCACGCUGCCCCUGAUGAUGAAGUGCGUGGAGGAGAAGAACGGCGUGUCCAGGCACAUCAGCCGCUUCAUCCUGCCCAUCGGCGCCACCGUCAACAUGGACGGUGCGGCGCUCUUCCAGUGCGUGGCUGCCGUGUUCAUUGCCCAGCUCAACCAGAAGCCCCUGGACUUAGUAAAGAUCAUCACCAUCCUGGUCACUGCCACAGCGUCCAGCGUGGGGGCAGCAGGCAUCCCUGCCGGAGGGGUCCUCACUCUGGCCAUCAUCCUUGAAGCUGUCAGCCUGCCCGUUCACGACCUCUCCUUGAUCCUGGCUGUGGACUGGCUGGUGGACCGUUCGUGUACCGUCCUCAAUGUGGAAGGUGAUGCCUUUGGCGCGGGACUCCUCCAAAAUUACGUGGAUCGCACAGAGUCAAGGAGCCCGGUGCCUGAGCUGAUCCAUGUGAAGAGCGAGACACCCCUACCUCAGCUGUCAGCCCCAACCGAGGAAGGAAACCCCCUCCUCAAACCCUAUCCAGGCCCCGCUGGGGAUGCUGACACUUUCGAAAAGGAAUCUGUCAUGUAAAUGCUGGUAGGGACCUUCCCUGCCCCGAUGGGGGUAGGGGGCGCUUUGGACACUAGAAUCAUGUGGGAUGGAUGAAUGGACAAAGUGGGGUUCAGGGGGCCCCACGCAUACGCACCAGGGAGCCAGAGGCCCCAGCCUCCUCCCUGCCAUCAGAUCUUGGUGGCUGUGCUGCAGGGGUGUAUAUGGAUGUGUGUAUGUGUGUUUCCCAAAUCUCCCCAGUCCUCAACUCCUGGCCUCCAACCAGGGCUAGGAAACCAUGAGACGGAGAAGCAUCUGUUCCCCCAACUCCACCCCAAAAGUCUGCCAGACCUCCCCCUUUCUCAGGGUACAAGCCAUGAUAUAGAAUUGUACCCUCUUUGAGGGAAGGAUGUUCUGACGGAAUGACUGCUCCUUUGCUGGUUACUGUUGGUGGCUGUGGUGUGUGUGUGUGUGUGUGUGUGUGUGUGUGUGUGUGUGUGUGUGCGCAUGCAUGUGUAUGCAUGUGUGGUGUAUGUUGCCUGUGACCACCCUACUCUCUGCACGGUACGUCCUGCCCUGUCCCCAGGCCCUCUGUUCGCUCCCCAGUAAAAACAUUCCCGAGACCCUGGGGGAGACUGAGGACAAAUACUGCUGUCACUCCAGAGUACCUUUUUUUAGCAAAAAAAUAGAGUGUCAAGUGUAUCUAAUAGGUAGUUUUUUUAGAAUUUGAUUAAACGCACUAGCCACCACCAAGGGAAAAAAAAAAGAUAAAUUGGACUUUAUUAAAAUAAAACGUCUGUUCAUCAAAAAACACAACAAAAAGACCAGACUUACUGGUCUGACAAGAGAUGGGAGGAACCCCAGAGACUGUCGCCCCUGGAUACCUUGCUAACUCAGAUCUGAAGCCACUCCCAAAGCCCACCUUUCAGCCAAAGAUUAGACAGGCCUAUAAAACAAACAAUAACACAUGUGAGAAACGUGCUUCUUAGAUCAAUCAAGUAGGUGAGACCAAAUGGGCAAUACCUGCCCAAAAGCAAAGACGAGAAGGCAAGAAGGGUCAGGAAAACUGGACGAAUGGACACAGAGAACCCAGGGCAUAAAGGGAAAGGGGUGCUGACACGUUGUGGGGAUUGUAACCAAUGUCACAAAACAAUUUGUAUGUAAAUUUUUUAAUAAACUGAUUUAUGCUCUAAACUUUCACCUAAAGCACAAUAGAAUUUUAUUUAUUGUUAUUCCUUUUUUUGUUGUUUUAAUUGUGCUUUAAGUGGAAGUUUACAAUUCAAGUCAGUUUCUCAUACAAACACUAAUACACACAUGGAUAUGUAACCCUAGUUGCUCUCCCUACAAUGUGGCAGCAUACUCCUUCUCUCCACCCUGUAUUUCCCGUGUCCAUUCAGUCAGCUCCUGUCCCCAUCUGCCUUCUCAUCUCACCUCCAGACAGGAGCUACCCACGUAGUCUUAAUGUGUCUACCUGAAGCACACUCCUCAGCAGUGUCAUUUUAUGUCUUAUAAAAAAAAAUGUCUUAUAGUUCAGUCUAAUCCUUGUCUAAAGAGUUAGCUUCAAGAAUGGUUUUAUUUCUGGCCUAACAGAGAGUCCAGGGGCCAUAUCCUCUGGGGUCACUCCAGUCUCAGACCAUUAAGUCUGGUCUUUUUACAAUUUGAUGUCUGCAUCCCACUUUUCUCCUGCUCCAUCAAGGAUUCUCUGUUGUGUUCCCUAUUAGGGCAGUCAUUGGUGGUAGCUGGGCACCAUCUAGUUCUUCUGGUGUCAGGCAGAUAUAGUCUCUGGUUUAUGUGGCCCUUUCUUUCUCUGGGCUCAUAUUUUCCUUGUCUUUGGUGUUCUUCAUUCUCCUUUGCUCCAGGUGGGUUGAGACCAAUUGAUGCAUCUUAGAUGGCUGCUCGCUAGCUUUUAAGACCCCAGACACCACUCACCAAAGUGGAAUGCAGAACAUUUUCUUAAUAAACUUUGUUAUGCUAAUUGACCUAGAUGUCUGCUGAAACCAUGGUCCCCAGACCCCUGCCCAUGCUACCCUGUCCUUCAAAGUGUUUGGUUGUAUUCUGGAAACUUCUUAGCUUUUGGAUUAGCCCAGUUGUGCUGACUUCCCCUGUAUUACACAAUAAAAUUAAAAAAAAAAAAAAGCAAACUAUUAGAAAAUACAAUGAG
Loxodonta africana (African savanna elephant) is the source of this 4375-nucleotide messenger RNA. It is a transcript of the gene SLC1A5, whose product is annotated as solute carrier family 1 member 5. Gene Ontology annotation, biological process: L-aspartate import across plasma membrane. The transcript is spliced from 8 exons. The record is from RefSeq and is a predicted model, not a curated record. NCBI's taxonomy places the organism in Eukaryota, Metazoa, Chordata, Mammalia, Proboscidea, Elephantidae. Gene Ontology annotation, molecular function: neutral L-amino acid transmembrane transporter activity; L-aspartate transmembrane transporter activity; symporter activity. Gene Ontology annotation, cellular component: plasma membrane. Bases 616 to 2256 code for a protein of 546 amino acids.